Messenger RNA from Capra hircus (goat), 2511 nucleotides. It is a transcript of the gene NHLH1, whose product is annotated as nescient helix-loop-helix 1. The record is from RefSeq and is a predicted model, not a curated record. The transcript is spliced from 2 exons. The coding region runs from base 448 to 849 and encodes 133 amino acids. NCBI's taxonomy places the organism in Eukaryota, Metazoa, Chordata, Mammalia, Artiodactyla, Bovidae. Gene Ontology annotation, molecular function: DNA-binding transcription factor activity, RNA polymerase II-specific; protein dimerization activity; RNA polymerase II cis-regulatory region sequence-specific DNA binding. Gene Ontology annotation, biological process: regulation of transcription by RNA polymerase II.
GUGUGUGUCUGUGAGUGUGUGUGUGCAUGUGAGUGUGGGUGGCUCCAGUACCUGGCUAAGCUCACCACCUCCACCUGGGCCCUCUAAUUCCCAACAUGUGUACCCCUCUCAUCUGCCCUGGAGCCUGUGCAGCCAUGCCACGCUGCCCUGGAGAGGUCUAGAAAGCUGGUCAGUAACUUUGCAGACGGAUGAGCUCUGAGCAGCCAGAGGAGACUGGGGCUGUCAGCGCUGGCCCCCUGACCUGCCAGUUUGGAUCCCCUCACAGGGUCCUCCUAGACUCCCGACCGGAACCCUGACCAUGGAACCCUGAAGUUUUCUGACUUCCUGAGCUCAGUGGCAGACCUCCCCACCCCAGGCCCUUCCUGCCCCUCCCGCAACCAGCUUUCAGGCUCCCAGAGGGAGGGGUGGGGAGGGGGUCCUGAUCUCACUGGGCGGGGGGCAUCCAUCAUGAUGCUCAACUCAGACACCAUGGAGCUGGACCUGCCUCUCACCCACUCUGAGACCGAGUCCGGCUUCAGCGACUGUGGGGGCGGGGCGGGCCCCGACGGGGCGGGGCCCGGGGGGCCGAGGGGCGGCCCGGCCCGGGGCCUGGAACCUGGAGAGCCGGGCCGGAAAGACCUGCAGCACUUGAGCCGCGAGGAGCGUCGGCGCCGGCGGCGCGCCACAGCCAAGUACCGCACGGCCCAUGCCACGCGGGAGCGGAUCCGUGUGGAAGCCUUCAACUUGGCCUUCGCCGAGCUCCGCAAGCUGCUGCCCACGCUGCCCCCCGACAAGAAGCUUUCCAAGAUUGAGAUCCUGCGCCUGGCCAUCUGCUACAUCUCCUACCUGAACCACGUGCUGGACGUGUGAACACGGCCUGCCUCCCCGCCGGGUCCACCCGUCUCACCCUCUCACUGCUUAGAACGGCCUCGCCUUCCUGAGCCCCUGUACCUCCGCAUGGCAUGUACCCACAGGCCCCGGGCCCAGGCAGAGAGCCCACUGGUGGGUCAUGGAGGCGACUUUCUUUGACUCACCCAGGCACCCGGAGAGCUCCUCUCGUGGGUACCUUCCACGGUUAGUGGUCGGGGCCCAGCUGGCUCGAAAUGUUUGCUGGGCUGGGGGGUAUAGUCUUGGCUUGCUUAUGGGCUGCUCCCUCUUAUACUCCUAGUCCCAGAUUUUCAGAGACUUCCCCCCUCCCUUCCCCAGACCCCAACUCUGCCUCCCACCCUCCUUCUACCCCGCUCCAGCUUUUCCUGCCCAUAGCAGGGAGGGGCAUGAGAACAGGAAGGGGGAAGGCUGGGAUUAGAGUGGGGUGGGCUUUUUCUUAAGCAUCCCAGUCUAGCCCUGGGAGGCGGGGGCUCCAGGAGUUAACUCCUCUGAGGGGCAUCUCAGUAGCUGGGAAUUGUGGGAAGACUCCCUGUUUUCUACGUCUUUCCUGAGGCUUAGCAUAUACAGACCUCGGUUCUUACUUGGUAGUGAGUGCCUUGCCCUCUCUGAGCUAUUUGGCCCUCUCCCUUCCCCUUCCACCCAAGCCUCCCAACUUGCUUCUUCCUUGUGUGCAGCUAGAGAAAGGGAAACCUAGAUCUGGGGGUAGGGGAGCAUGUCCCCAGACUCAGCCCAGAGGAUCUGCAAAAGGCCGCGGCAGUGGGUGGGCUGGAUCUCGGGUCUGCUCCCUCCUUCCCCGCCCACCACGCAGAUGUGAGAAGCCCACACUGGUUUCCCUGUUGGGUGCAGGGGUUAUGCCCCAUUAUUGCCCUCUGGGAAAGCUCAGCUCUUCUGCCCUAUGACUUGUUUAUUGUAUUUUCUUCUCUUUCCUUAAGCUGCCUUUAGCAGGGGAGAGACCCCUACCCCACCCCACCUUGAGGCCCUCUUGUCCCCGCCCUUCCCCCAUGUUGCCGAGCCCACCUGCUCACUAGCUGGGGUCAGUGACAGAAUGAAGGGCCAGAGAACCUGUGUAGAAGAGAUGAGCUCCCACACUUCCCAUGUUCCACCUCCCUCACACCAAACUCCUAAGCUCUACAAGGAUAUUAUUUAUUUACGUAUUUAUUUAUUCAUCUAUUUAUUUACUUAUUUAUUUAUAAAUAUGACUACUAUUUAUUGCCGAGUCGUGCACUUUGGGGUAGAGUGAGGAGGCUCCUGGCAGCCCUCGCCUGGCCUUCCUUACUUUCUCCCUGGUUAUUCCCUUCCCUUUCUUGUUCCUUCUGCAACUCCAGGUGUGUGGGGGACCCCUUUCCCUCACCACACCCAUAUCCCCUCCUAGGACCCAUCUGUCCUGACGCCCUAAUCCUCGGGAUGAUACUCCCUUUACCCUGCCAGCACUCCUGGAUCCUUCUUCAGCUCCCUUCAUCCCCAGACAAUCCCACCCCAGUCCUGCCUGCUUCUUUUCUCUUUCCAACCCUCCCCCACAAUCCUUACUUCUUCCUAAGAACCCCCCCCCCCCAAACAGUGGGCCCUCAGGGGUCUGUGUCCCGUGUGUGAGUCCCUCCUGUUGAAAUUCUGAUUUCAUAUACAAGGAAAAAUUAAAGUGACCUC